Messenger RNA from Serinus canaria (Common canary), 1720 nucleotides. RefSeq names its product thrombomodulin (gene THBD). Gene Ontology annotation, cellular component: membrane. Lineage: Eukaryota; Metazoa; Chordata; Aves; Passeriformes; Fringillidae. Gene Ontology annotation, molecular function: transmembrane signaling receptor activity; calcium ion binding. The record is from RefSeq and is a predicted model, not a curated record. The transcript has a single exon. Bases 20 to 1639 code for a protein of 539 amino acids.
GCCGCCCCCUCCGCGGGACAUGCGGCCGCUGCUGCCGCCGCUGCUGCUGCUGCUGGGGACGGUGGUGCUGGCACAGCCGCGGGACCUGUCCCCCUCGGGCGCGCAGUGCCUGGAGCACGAGUGUUUCGCCGUGUUCUGGGCGUCCCGGUCCUUCUCCGGCGCCAGCGAGGGCUGCCAGCGGGACGGGGGACACCUCAUGACCGUGCGCUCCACCGUGGCCGAGGAGGCGAUCGCGCUGCUGCUGCAGAACCGCCAGGGGCGGCUCUGGCUCGGGCUGUCGCUGUCGCCCUCCUCGUCCUGCACCGAUCCCAGCCUGAGGCUCCGCGGUUUCAGCUGGGUCACCGGCGACCGCCGCACCGACUACACCAACUGGGCUCCGUCGCGGCAGCGCUGCGGCGAGCUCUGCGUGACCGUGUCCCGGGCGCUGCGCUGGGAGGAGCGGCGCUGCGAGGAGCCGGCCGACGGCUUCCUCUGCCAGUACACCUACGGAGGCAGCUGUCCCCGCCUGGCCACCCAGCACGGCGUCCCCGUCACCUACACCACCCCUUUCGGCGCCCGCGGAGCGGACUUCCUGGCGCUGCCUCCGGGCAGCAGGGCGGUCAUCCCUGACCUUCGGCUGGAGCUGCUCUGCGACGACGGGGACGGCGCGGGGCUGCGCUGGGUCCGCGACACGCCGGGAGCGUGGCCCUGCGAGCUGGGCGGCGGGGGCUGCGCGGGGACGUGCGUGGAGGAGAGCGGGCGGCCGCGCUGCUCCUGCCCCGAGGGCACCGUGCUGGGCCCGGACGGGCGCGGGUGCCGCUCGCCCUGCGAGGGGGCGCAGUGCCAGCACCACUGCGUGGUGGCCGGCAGCUCCUUCGUGUGCAUGUGCGCCGUCGGGUACCAGCUGGAGGCAGACGGCAUCAGCUGUGAGGACAUCGACGACUGCGCCAGCGAGCCCGGCCCGUGCGAGCAGAAGUGCGUGAACACCAAGGGUGGCUUCGAGUGCCAGUGUCACAAAGGCUACAGGAUGGUGGACGGGCACUGCCAGCGCCUGCCGCCCUGCUGGGGCCUGUCGUGCCAGCAGCGCUGCGAGGAGCUGCCCGACGGCGACCGCUGCGGCUGCCACCCCGGCUACGCCGUGCACCCGGGGGAUGCCGCCCGCUGCCUCCCGUACUGCAACACCACCGAGUGCCCGCCCACGUGCGACGCUGGCGGGGGCUGCCAUUGCCCCGACGGCUUCAUGUUGGACGAGGACGAAAACCUGUGCAUGGACGUGGAUGAGUGCGACAGCGGUCACUGCGAGUUCAACUGCACCAACACCCCCGGUAGCUUCCAGUGCCAUUGUCCCCGCGGCUUCCUCCUCCGCGGCGUCGACUGCAUCCCCGACCUGGACGGGGAUGGCGAGGAAGCGUCCUCGGGGGAUUUGGAGCCCGCACCGAACACGCCCGUCCCCAGCCGGUCCCCGCCGAAAGCGGAGCCGCUGCACCCCGGGGUGCUGGUGGGCAUCGCCGGGGGUGCCCUGCUGAGCGUCCUGGCGCUGUCGGCUUUGGGAUUCCACCUGGCCAGGAAGCGCUCCCACGGCUCCAUGGAUUACAAGUACAGCGGCCCCCACGAGAAGGAGCUCGGACUUCAGCCCGUGCCCUCCGCACAGAAGCCGUAGGGACAGCGGGCAGGACGGACAGACGCUGGACACUGGGAGGCCGAACUGGGUGACAUUUAUCCUCCGCCCCCCCAUCCCCCC